AUGGGUGGCCUCGUCUCGGCAAUGCAAUGGUUUGCACUCUUGGCCAAGCUUGCCCUGCCACUUUCACGGUGGUAUGGGAACUUCUACAUUGUUGUCCUUGCCAUUCUCUUGUGGUACAAAACCCACGUCUUCACUUACACCAUCGAUGCGGUUGCAGAGGAGGCUGUGGUGCUCUUCUUCUUUGCCGUGCUACUCCACUCGCGUUUGGCCUUGUUGGGUCGUGGUUACGGGACCAAGCGUGCGUCCAUCUUGAUGCUGGUGACCUGGCUGGGCCCCGUGGUGGCCUUUAUCUAUGGCUUUCAUCUCAGCUACCAGGUCUAUGUCCUACAGCUUGAUGUGAUCUUGGCCUCCGUGGGUCUCGGCAGUCUGAUGUUGGAGGCUGUGCUGAUUGCAGUUCUGGGUCUGGUGCUGGCAGACAACCUGGCAGAGCGUUUGGUGCUACUCCUGGGCAGCGGCGCCACAGUGGCUGCGGGAGUUGUGCUGGGUCUGUUACAUUUGUCCUUGGAGUCAAGCACUGCAUUUCCUGAUCAAGACCAACCCACCACGGUGAGCAUGCGAUGA
This is a messenger RNA of Cladocopium goreaui, 561 nucleotides long. NCBI's taxonomy places the organism in Eukaryota, Dinophyceae, Suessiales, Symbiodiniaceae. The record is from the annotation of a GenBank genome assembly.